UUAAAGACACAAAACAGACAGAGCUGCUGCAGACGUUAAAAAUCAUAGUCCAGACAAAGAAAGGGAUUGCCAUUCUUACAAAGCUACCUUUUAAUUGUUUGCUGAACUUUUAUCUUAAACUAAUUCCCUAAGGCCCUAAAAUGCAGAAACAACACCAGAGAAAGAGAAGUGUGUAUCAACAGACUAUUGCACUCCUGUGGAAAAAUAUAACCUUGAAAUGGAGGAUGAGAAUCCAAAGUUUUCAGGAAUGGUCUUCAUCACUGAUUCUUAUCUUUUCAAUGGUAAUAAUAUUAUAUAUAACAUACCAUAGUCCAGCUCAUGAAAUACCUCAGGCACACCUUGGACAGCUAGAUGACCCUCCCUUCAAUGUUACUGGGGUUAAAAUUGUCUAUACUCCAGAUACAAAGAUGGCAAGAGAAAUCAUGGAGAAAAUAGAAACCAUCUCCGUCCUGAAAGGUAUAAGCACAGAAGCAAUGAAAGAUGAACAAGCCAUGGAAGAAGCACACAAUGAGGACUAUAAAAUUAUUGGAGUUGUAUUUCAGAAUGACUUUUCCUAUCGACUCAGAUUUUGUUCUGAUAUGGUUGUUUCUCCAAGCAGUUUGAUUGAAGAAAUAGAUUUCUGCUUUGACUAUUCAGCAGAUUAUUGUAAAAGUCCAAAAUACUGGUUUGAAGGUUUUUUAUCACUGCAGUCUAGCAUUGAUAGUGUUCUUAUUGAACGGCUCACCAGUCAUUCUGUGUGGGAUGAAAUGAAAUCAAUUAGUGGCAUCCGUAUGAGAUCACAUUCUGUUACACCUACAGAUAUUUUUGAUAACUUUUUGCUCUUUUUUGCGAUGUCAGUGUGCUUUUCUCCGUUUAUGUACUUCUUGUCACAAAAUGUUUCACGCGAGAAAAGGAAAUUAAAGGAAGUGAUGAAGACCAUGGGGCUACGAGACUCGGCAUUCUGGCUAUCCUGGGGUUUGCUGUAUGCUGUGUAUGUUUUGAUUAUGUCCUGCAUGCUAGCACUUACUUUAAACAAUAUAUAUUUUACAUCGACAAGCGUUCCUGCCCUGAUUCUUCUGUUCUUCCUUUAUGGGAUAUACUCCAUAUGCUUCUGUUUCAUGAUCAGUUCUCUCUUAAAGAAGCCGAAAACUACUAGCUUUGUCGUCUUUGUCCUCACUUUUUCUUUUGGAGGCUUCAGUGUUCUUACAUUGUUGAAUAUGCUUCCUGCAGCUUUGGAAUGGAUUUUGGGCAUAUUCUGUCCUUUUGUUUUUGGUGCGGCAAUGUCAAAGAUUGUCCGCUUCCAAAAAUAUGGAAGAACCUUCUCUUUGUCUGAUCUAAUGAAUGAAUCAUAUGCUUAUGUCCUGCUUUUCGACAGUAUUUUAUAUUUGCUGCUGACUGCCUAUUUUGACAAGGUUGUGCCUGACAAAUAUGGAGUGCCCUAUCCUGCCUUGUUUUUCCUAAAGAAGUCCUACUGGUGUAAAUCAAGAAGGAGUUGUACUGGUUUUGCCACUAAUAAUGAACAAAGCAAUGGUAAUAUCUUCAGUGAUAAUGUUGAGCCCAUGCCUCCUGAAUUUGAUGGGAAGGAAGCCAUUAGGCUAAACAAUAUUAAAAAAACAUACAAAAUGAAGAAAACGGAAACAGAAGCUUUGACAGGCUUGUCAUUGGAUAUUUAUGAAGGCCAGAUCACUGCAGUACUUGGUCAUAGUGGAGCUGGAAAAACGACCCUGCUGAACAUUCUCAGUGGACUUUCUAAGCUGUCUGAUGGUUCUGCAACCAUAUCCACAUACAAUAUAUCUGAGAGGGAAGAUAUGGAACAAAUUAGAGAAAUAAGUGCUCUGUGCCCACAAUUCAACAUUCAAUUUGAAUUUUUAACAGUGAAAGAAAACUUGAAAAUGUUUGCUAAAAUUAAAGGGGUUCCAUCCAAUGAUAUAGAAAAUGAGGUAAAGAAGCUAUUGGUCCUCUUAGAUAUCGAUGCUGUCCAAGACACCCAAGCUAAUCAUUUAAGUGGUGGACAGAAACGGAAAUUAACCCUUGGGAUUACUUUGUUAGGAGACCCACAGAUCUUAUUAUUAGAUGAACCAACUGCAGGUUUGGAUCCUCAUUCCAGACACCAAGUGUGGGCUCUCUUGAAUGAGCGCAAAGCAGGUCGGAUCACUUUGUUCACUACUCAGUUAAUGGAUGAAGCUGAUAUUCUUGCUGACCGAAAGGCUUUUAUCUCACGUGGCAGGCUGACAUGUGUUGGUUCGUCUUUGUUCUUGAAGAAAAAAUGGGGCAUUGGCUAUCAUUUGAGCAUGCAUGUAAAUGAGUUUUGUGACUCUGAGAGAACAACAUCCCUGGUCAAACGCUACAUCCCUGCUGCCAAAUUAUCAGGACAACGUGAAAAUGAACUGUGUUAUACGCUGCCCUUAGAAAAUGUGGAUAAAUUUCCAGACCUGUUCUGUGACAUGGACGGCCAGACAGACCUAGGAAUAGUUAAUUAUGGGGUUACUAGGACAACUCUGGAAGACAUCUUCUUGAAGCUGGAGGGAAAUGAAACCAUUGAUGAAGAAGAUGAUGGAGCUCCUCGGAGAGAGCAGGUGGGAAGGGAUGAGAAGGAACAAGAUCUGCUCUGGCUCUCGGACACAGGAAAGGCAACAAUGAUGGGCACCAAACUCUGGAAGCGGCAAGUCUGUGCCAUGGCUAGAAUGCACUUUUUAGACCUCAGGCGCGAGGGCAAAGUCUGGGGAUCCCUAUUACUUUUUGCUUGCAUUAUAUUAGCACCUUUUCUCAGUCAAUUAAUAUCAGUUGGUAUUGGGAUGAAUCUACUUUAUGCAGAGCUUUACCCUGGCCUGUAUUUUGAGCCAGGAAAGCAGUCUUUUGCAGGAUCCAGUGGACUUCUGAUCCUAAAUGAUACAGGUGCAAGGAUUGACAAUUUCAUCUAUGCAGUGAAGAGGCAGAAUAUCAUGCUGGAAGUAAUCUCUGGCAACAAUAUCAGUGACCAAUUGGUACACAAUGGGGCUAUAAAAGUAGCCCUUGAAGACAAAAAAUACAGGUUCACUCUUAUGUGCCGCAUGGAAGUCACUAAUUGCUUUCCAGUGCUUGUCAACAUCAUCAGCAACACACUUCUGCAAACUUUUAAUUCUCCUGCCCAUCUUCGAAUCUGGAGUCAUCCAUUUCAAGAUGGACAUAACUUUCAAUCUGUGUGGUUUUAUUUUUCUGAAGUAUUCAUAUUUUGGGCUGUUACUUUAUUCCCUGCUUUUGUGCCACACUUUGCAAUGAGACACAUUCAUGACUACAAGAAAAAAACUCACUCGCAGCUACGGGUCUCAGGACUCUUUCCUUCUGCAUAUUGGUGUGGACUAGCUCUGGUGGAUAUGCCCCUGAACUUCAUUCUGCUUGUUUUACUAUUUUGUCCAUGGUACCUAAAAAAAACUAUUAGGAAACCUAAUACUGAUGCCAGUCUGAUUUUCUGUUUGGUGUCAUUUCUGUUUGGCUACAGCAUAUCACUUGUCUUAUUCCUAUACAUAAUUGCCUUCAUAUUUCGCAAAAAAUCAUAUACAAGCAGUUUUUGGUCAUUUUGGUUCAUCUUGGUGUUCUUGAUUAUCUUCAUUAUCAGAUCGUUCACACGUUCACCUGAUGAAAAUUAUAUCGAUUACGUGCUGGAUGUUUUUAUUCCUACAUAUCCAAUUAUAAACUUUUUAAUUUCUUUCUCAGUGCUAGUAAGAUAUUGGGAUUACUACGAGGAACUUGGAGCUACAUGGCAGAUUCAGCUCUGGACUUCUUCCUUUUUGCCUUAUGUCCACAGUGUAAUUUUAAUUUUCUUACUUCGCUAUCUGGUAAUGAAAUAUGGCAGGCCGGUUUUGAGAAGAGAUCCUGUCUUUAGAAUCUCCCCACAGACAAAGCGCAGCCGCCAGAAUCCUGAAGCACCCAAGGAAGAUGAUGAUAGAGAUGUUCUAGAUGAAAGGACAAGAGCUCAAAGUGCUCUGGCCUGUGCAAAUCAGGAAGAGAAACCAGUUAUCAUUGCCUACAACCUGCGCAAAGAAUACAGAAGUGGCAAGUCUUGUUCCAGUUUUUGUUGCAAGAAGAACAAGGAAAGGAAAAAAGUGGCUACCAGAACAGUCUCUUUUUGUGUUAAAAAAGGAGAAGUUUUAGGUCUGCUUGGACCCAAUGGAGCUGGUAAAAGUACAACAAUGAAUAUGAUAAUAGGAGAAACAGAUCCAAGUGCUGGACAGAAGCUGGUAAAAGGGGUUGAUGCAGCAGCAACCGAAGAAAACACUGUUGGAUUUCUUGGCUACUGUCCUCAGGAGAACGCCCUCUGGUCCAACCUGACCGUGAAAGAACAUCUGGAGAUUUAUGCAGAUGUGAAAGGGAUACAGAAAUAUGCUGCUCCUAUUGCUAUCAAUCGAAUAGUUCAAGCUCUAGAACUUGGAGAGCAUUUAAAAAAGCCCACUAAGACAUUAGCUGCUGGAUUAUCUCGAAAAUUAUGCUUUGGCCUGAGCAUGCUGGGUAAUCCUACUGUGAUGCUAUUAGAUGAACCAACCACAGGAAUGGAUCCCAAAGGAAGGCACCAGGUCUGGAAUGCAAUUCACGCAGUUCUGAAGGACAAGGAGCAAGGAGCCAUUUUGACAACUCACCACAUGGAAGAAGCUGAGGCAAUGUGUGACCGAGUAGCCAUCAUGGUGUCUGGGCAGCUCAGGUGCCUUGGAUCCAUUCAGUAUCUGAAAAGCAAAUUUGGCAAAAACUAUUUGCUGCAAAUAAAAGUAAAGGGAGUUGAGCAAGGGGAGCUUCUGAAUACUCAGAUUCUCCAGAUGUUCCCACAGGCGGCACGUCAAGAAAGGAUAUCCACUUUGUUGGUCUACAAGAUCCCAAUGGAAGAUGCACUGCCUUUGUCAAGAGCCUUCUCCAUGCUAGAGGAAGCUAAACGAAGCUUCAACUUUGAGGAGUAUAGCUUUUCUUUGAACACUUUGGAACAGGUGUUCUUAGAACUUUGCAGACAGCAAGAACGAGAGUAUUUUGAGACGGCUCUAGGCACAACUUUUGAAUGAAAACAUCUGCAUGAGGCUGAUCUCUAAUUUGUUAAUAGCUUAGUUGAAAUGUCAUUGUUUACAGAAGUGCUGAUCUCUUCAACUUAAGAAGGACUUAAAGCACACAACCCACUGUCUCUGCAUUACGUCUUGUCUAGUUUGGUCCUUAGGCUGGAAGCCUCUUGGGGAAAGGAUAUUGCAGUUUAUAUAGUCCUCUGUAUACUAACAGGUCUCUGUGGGUAACACCAAUAUUAGUCAUAUGCGGAGGUGUAAAAUUUCUGGAAAUGAUGAGCCCGUGGGGAGUGGGAUUGCUUUUUCUGCUUUAUCAUGUUUUUCAAAAAAAGACUGACAUUCAGGUGGGCAGAAUACAUACUUUAACAUGUAUUCUGUAAAGCUCAGCACUUAAAAAUAGUACUGUUGGUAUACAUUUGAAAAGUGUUAAGUGCCUUAGUUUACUCAAAUAAUUUUUGUUAUUAUGCAAAUAAUUACAAAUAUCCCCAGUCUUAAGAGAUGGGUCGGUAGCUCAUCCCCAGUGUAUGAAGCAUCUGUUCCUUCUCCCACUCCCCAUUUUUCAAACUGGCAAAUACUAAUACUUAACAUAUAUCUGCAAAACUAUAUUUUUAAAAGAGAAAGAGGAAUUUGCUCUCAAUAGUCUCCUCUCCAUUCAGUUGUCAUUAGUCAGAACAGAAGCUGCCAUAAAAAAUGUCUGCAAAACUUGUUCACCAAAAGUGACAUUGGGAUUUGUGUAGACAACAAGGUUCAGCUCAGGAUAAUCUUCCCUGAGGCAGAGCAGCAAAUGGUGUCUCUUCUCCAAGUCAAGGUGCAUCGCACCUGAAGCCCAUCAAGUUAUUUACCUUAAAUGGGCAAUCCCUUCUUUGGCAGUAAAACUGCAAUGCUAAUCCAUUAAAGAACUAACAAUUUGCUGACCUUUCAUGACCCCCAAAAUCAGCUGCCUGAAGCAGCUGCCUCUCAACCCAGAGACCCCUCUUUCAAAUUGCUUCAAACCCUCUGUAAAGCGCCUGCUUCCAGCCUCACAGUAUUAAAAAUGAUCAGUAAAUAUGGAUAUUUUGUUAAAUAGUGUUGAAUUGUUUUGUGCUUUAUUAUCAUCACCCACAAUAUGGGCAGAACUAAAUGUGGACAAAAUUAAUCAUAUUGAACCUCAUGUCAUGUCAUUUCAAGAAUAAAUCAUAUA
Messenger RNA from Elgaria multicarinata webbii, 6174 nucleotides. RefSeq names its product ABC-type organic anion transporter ABCA8-like. The transcript has 39 exons. The record is from RefSeq and is a predicted model, not a curated record. Gene Ontology annotation, biological process: transmembrane transport; lipid transport. Gene Ontology annotation, molecular function: lipid carrier activity; ATP hydrolysis activity; ATP binding. The coding region runs from base 141 to 5003 and encodes 1620 amino acids. NCBI's taxonomy places the organism in Eukaryota, Metazoa, Chordata, Lepidosauria, Squamata, Anguidae. Gene Ontology annotation, cellular component: intracellular membrane-bounded organelle; membrane.